Molecule: messenger RNA, 14734 nt
Organism: Phalacrocorax carbo (great cormorant)
Lineage: Eukaryota; Metazoa; Chordata; Aves; Suliformes; Phalacrocoracidae
Source: RefSeq, a predicted model, not a curated record
CUUGCGCGCUGCGCGGGAUUUGCGCGCCGCGCCAUGCCGGCGGCGCAGGGGGCUGCGCGGCGCUGCGCCCUGGCGGGGCUGCUGCUGUUGCUGCUGCUGCCCGCGGCCGCGGGGGCCGAGGGCAAGGCGCGGAGCUGCGGCGAGGUGCGGCAGGCGUACAGCGCCAAGGGCUUCAGCCUGGCCAGCGUGCCCUACCAGGAGAUCGCAGGGGAACAUUUGAGAAUCUGCCCUCAGGAAUAUACAUGUUGCACCUCAGAAAUGGAGGACAAGUUAAGCCAACAGAGCAAACUGGAGUUUGAAAACUUAGUGGAGGAGACAAGUCACUUUGUACGCACCACUUUUGUAUCCCGGCACAAGAAGUUUGACGAAUUUUUCCGAGAACUUCUGGAGAACGCAGAAAGAUCCUUAAACGACAUGUUUGUCCGGACGUACGGCAUGCUGUACAUGCAGAACUCGGAGGUGUUCCAGGACCUCUUCACAGAACUAAAGCGGUAUUACACAGGAGGCAAUGUGAACUUGGAGGAGAUGCUGAAUGAUUUCUGGGCUCGGCUGCUGGAACGGAUGUUCCAGCUUAUAAACCCCCAGUACCAUUUCACUGAGGACUACUUGGAGUGUGUAAGCAAGUACACAGACCAGCUGAAGCCAUUUGGAGAUGUACCCAGGAAGCUGAAGGUGCAAGUGACUAGAGCGUUCAUUGCUGCACGGACCUUUGUUCAGGGGCUGACAGUAGGCAGAGAGGUUGCAAACAGAGUAUCCAAGGUCAGUCCCACCCCAGGGUGCAUCCGGGCGUUAAUGAAGAUGUUGUACUGCCCUUACUGCAGAGGACUUCCCACUGUGAAACCUUGCAACAACUAUUGCCUCAAUGUAAUGAAGGGCUGCCUAGCAAAUCAGGCUGAUUUGGAUACUGAGUGGAAUCUGUUCAUAGAUGCUAUGCUUCUGGUAGCGGAGAGAUUAGAGGGACCAUUCAACAUUGAAUCAGUCAUGGAUCCUAUUGAUGUCAAGAUUUCUGAAGCCAUCAUGAACAUGCAAGAAAACAGCAUGCAGGUGUCGGCAAAGGUUUUCCAAGGAUGUGGCCAACCUAAACCAGCACCUGCCCUGAGAUCUUCCCGUUCUGUCCCUGAAAACUUCAAUACCAGGUUUAGACCGUAUAACCCAGAGGAGCGACCUACAACUGCUGCUGGCACAAGUUUGGAUAGGCUGGUAACAGACAUUAAAGAAAAGCUAAAGCUCUCUAAAAAGUUCUGGUCAGCAUUACCCUACACAAUCUGCAAGGAUGAGCGAGUGACAGCUGGUCCAUCAAUCGAGGAGGACUGCUGGAACGGCCACACCAAGGCAAGAUACUUGCCUGAGAUUAUGAACGAUGGCUUGACCAAUCAGAUCAACAAUCCAGAAGUAGAUGUGGACAUCACAAGGCCAGACACCUUCAUUCGACAACAAAUCAUGGCCUUACGUGUUAUGACUAACAAACUGAAGAACGCGUACAAUGGAAAUGAUGUCAACUUCCAGGAUACAAGUGACGAAACCAGUGGCUCAGGCAGCGGAAGCGGCUGUACAGAUGACAUCUGUCCCACAGAGUUUGAUUUCAUCACCACUGAAGCACCACCAGUCGACUCCGACAGGAGGGAGGUGGAGGCUUCAGCCGCGCAGCCUGGCCGGUCACUGCAGACGUUGCUCGUCAUCUUCAUCAGUCUCGUACUGCAGAGACAGUGGAGAUAAUCCUGGAUCUGGUCAGAGAAACUGUGUUUUAGCUACAGAAACAGCCAACUUUCUUCUUUUCUUAUACUCUUGGACAAUGGACCAUGCCACAAACACUUGCAGUUUUCUACGAGAAGAGAGCAGUACUGCAACCUGCUUCCCUUUUUUGUUUUCCCAAAGAGUACCAGGUGCCAGACUGAACUAAUUCCUGCUUUUUUCAGAUAUGUCUGAAGAUGAUAUCCUCUCUUGAGAGAAUUCUUUCUCAAACCUUUAUUACAGGAGACUUUCUGAGCUUCAUUUCCUUUUAUGCUGCAAAAGUUAAAAAAGGAUCUUACAGUGUGUGUUUUUCCGUAACAAGAAAAAAGAGGGGGGAAGAAACCAAGAACACAGUUUUCUUUCUGAAUCAGGCCUGACCAAGGCUGCUGCAUUUCAACAGAAUAUCAAUGAAACAAAAAAAAGACAAGAAAGGAACAACAAAAAAAAUGCAACCGUUCUUCACUGACAUCCAGGUUUCCUUUAGAAACUUCUGUAGGAUGAUUCAGGUCAUCAGAAUGAUCAUUGCUAUAGGGAGGAAGUCUGGAUUUUUUUUUUCCAACACAAAACUAUGUCUCAGCGGUGAAUGCCUUGCACUCCACCUGCCAACCACAUCAGAUUGGUAUGAAGGUAGAGAAGCUGAAAAAUAAAAAUCUCUUUUAGUAUGAUUGUAACUCCACUAGCUUCAGAAUAUCAUGUUACAGUUGUUUAGGAUUUAAAUCUUAAUGCCCAGUAUAAAUUGAGUAGUAGCACGAUUUCACCUAGCUUCUUUUAGUAUUUAUCCAUGUUAUACAAUUGGCACAGAUUUCCACUUAUCUCACCAUCAGCCCUGGUGGUAAUGCUAAACAACGCUCCUGACAAAUCUCCCCUCAAGGGUUUGGACAGAAAAUAAUCUCUUGUGAUAUAACCUCUUUCCUUUUGUCACUGUUCUGACAUCGAUUAGGACUUCCUGCUACUAUGUUCGUUAUCCUACCAAGACGACAAUUCUCUAAUGGACUAACAGCAACCUGAUCGAUAGCGUAUUUCACGUCUAACUACAUCUUUCAUGUCAGUUAAUUUCAGCAUCACAAGGAUUUCUUCCGCAAAAUUUCAGAACAAAAAAAAAAUAUAGUACUGACAUGGAGAUUUCUUUCACUUUUUUAGUCUUAGUAUGAUCAUCUAUUUUUAUAUAUAUAAAUAUAUAUAAAUCACAGAUUUUAACUGCUUAAUUACAAGCUCAGGGUUGACACUUCUUUGUAAGAAAAAAAAAAUGUUUGGUCAACCAGCUCUUCUUUUUUUGUGCUGCUCUGAAAAGUAACCCUUUAAUGACUGGUGAGCACGAAAAUCAAAGAAGAGAAUUUUUUACAUACCCAGUUGUCCAUUUCUUAACAUAUUUGCAGGGUGGGGGAGAAAACCUCUCUCAUAUGUGUGUAUUUGUAGGGAGCAUGUAAGUUUGUGCGAUAGGCCUAGAGAAGGACACAGAUGUUAUUUGUGAUGGCAGUUGUACUCCCAGAGUCUUCAAGGAUGCAUUGCUUUAAUAAUCAUUGCCUGAAUGACCAUUGGCCUGGAGAGAGUUUCCCUAAUUUGCAUCUGGUCAUAAGACUGUAGGUGGAAGCUGUUUAAAUCCUGGACAAAUGAGUGUCAACGAUUAGACAUCAAAACCUUCCCUCUUCCAUCACCCACAGACGAAGGGCUUCUGUGACAAUUCUGCGUGGUGUUGAAAUGAUUCGCCAGAAAUUUAUUUCCUGAUUCUUACUGUGACUCUGGAAAUGGUAUUCACAAAUUAUGGAAACACUGUAAAGCCAGCCAAACACAUUACAAUUUAACAGCAGAGCAGGUAGAUUAUAUCCAUUGCAAUCUCUUUUUCUUGUCAAAUUAUAAUUAGCUAUCGAUUUAGGCAUGAAAUUAAAGUAGAAAACACACAGCACAUUAGGAUUAAGUAUACUUAAGCACUUUUACCAAGAAGUAUUUACAAACUAUCUAUACAGUAUGUCUAAUAACAAAAAGCAUAGGUUUUGAGCCGCUUGUAUUCUACUCUUUCCUUCCCAUUUGUUUGUUUCCUUCAAAGCAUAAUGGUCUAUUUUUCUUGGCCCAGCCUAGUGUGCAGGAGUCACUGGCUAGCUGGUCGGAUCAUGUGUGUCUUACACCCGCUGUAGCAGUGCUCCCUGCCACUCUGAUGGUUCACUCUAGAGCGGGUCUCAUGAUUCAGCAUUUAAUGCCUUCAGGAAGUUAUACAGCGGAGUUUAAGCCAAUUUCCACAGACUUGCAUUGGCCCUGGUACAGCAGGUACCAAGCAGAGGAUAUUUGCUUUGGUUUUUUUCCUGAACCUGCAUAUGCAGCUUUCUACAAGGAGAUGCCUUUAAAACUCUCCCCUACUCUAUCACUUUCUACCCAUCUACGCGCCCUUUCCAUGCUUUUCCUCCUCAGCAACUUUGUUUCAGGACAAGUUGAGUGUCAUUUUGAUUUUUCCCGUUGUGCGUUUAUUCAGUGGUAACUGAUAUUAUUUCCAUCUGAUUAUUCUGGGUCUGGAAGUUUGUUGACAGGUAACAAAGUCCUCUGAGGCAGGUCUUCCGUUGUACUGGCUCCACGCUGCUAGCUAAGGAGCUGAUGGGCUCCCAGGGUCUCUGUGUUAGCCUCAGCCCACAUUUAGGUGAUCUGAUGUUUUCAGCUAGUGCAGCCAAACUGGGUGUCCAGGGUGCUCUCAGCUAUUUGUAGACCUCCAUGGACUUGUGGGCAAGGAGUAACUGGGAUCCCUAAGAGCUAGGGGGUUUGCUGAAGGCUGUUCUCACUCGAGGUUCUUCCAGGAGGGGCCCUGCUCUGCUUGGACUGGAUCUUACAACUGGCUGGUGAAACAACAAACCAGACUAAUCUUUGCCAAAAUGCAAUUGUCUUGUGCGAGUUCUGCCAGAAAUUUGUGUCUUCCAUGUUAUUUCUUCUCUUACUUUCCUACUAUGCAUGAUGAUAUCUUGUCAAGAGAUGGAGAUGCCUUUGCAUGAGGUAUUAGGCAUACAUUUCUUUAAUAGUCCCUGUAUGAAUUCUCUUCAUACAUUGCAUUUUCCUGAGAUUAAGAGAGCUAUUAAAUCUGCAGAACAAAUUAAACUGGGAACGAAGGAAAGAAAAAAAAGAGCAUUUGUGUUCAUAAAUGCAAAAAUCUACAUAACUUCCAAUGCUUCUAUUUGCACACCCUUUACAUUCAUUAACUCUUAUUCUAAGGUAAUUUUUUGGUGUGCCGCAAUUUAAAUAUUUCUCUUCUGUUAGCAGCCGGUAAAGGAAAAAAUGAUAAAGACAAUUACCUGUUCAAGAAAGAGGACCCAAGUCCUAAGAAAAAAACAACCCUUUGAUUUUGUAAACCCUUUAUGCUCUGCAAUCCAGAAGUUCUUGCCAUUUUAUGUCCUUUUACAGUGGAGGCUAUUAAAAAAUUAGACGCAAUGGAUAAUACAACCAGUGCUGUAGACCCCUGUGAGGUUUUCCAUUUUAAUAUUAAUUACAUUAAUUUUACAUUGUCUCCAAAUUUUUAGUGUUCACUGUACUGCAGAUUUUUCUACUGAUGACUUGGUACACACUGCUGUAACUGUAGCGCAGACUGCCUGAACUCUGGCUAAACUCAGGCAUUGCAGAAAAGGCAAUCAGAAAGAAUCAAAAAGAGAGGGUAAAGAUUUCCUGCUAAAGAGGAAGAGCAGAGGAACCUGUGCCUCAGGGUUCUGGUAAGGGCUGAUUUAUCCCAGUUCCCUAAGAGGCAUCGCAGAGCUCUGGCCAUGGAAAGCUCCCAAAAUCUGAGUCUUACUCAUACAAAUUAUCCCAGUUCUGCCAGAUUUUUAGGAAGGACAAAUCCCACAUCUGUGUGAACCCAUUUGAGCUGCUUCCAUUCAAAAUGGUUGUGAGCUAGAGCUGUUCUUGGGAGGUGGACUGUGCGUGCAGUGUCUCAGCAGGCAGCAGUUGCCUUCAGUUUACUAACCAACCCUGAACCAUUAUCAAAUGUAACUACACUUAUUCACUGACACUUUUUUAUUACUUCAACAUGAAAAAUAAAUUACAGCACUAAUGCAAGUUGUGGUUUUUGGUUUUAAUUUACUUCAGAGAUAAUCCAUUAAAACUGAAUACAGAAAAUUUUUUAAUGAUUCUGGUCUGGGAAAAUCAGGUUUCUGCAGGUUUCAUUAUGGAAAUAAAUAUCUGAACAAACUUCCAAUAUUAAGAAGAAAUCCACAUUUCAAAGACUACAAAGUUAUAUUUACUAUAUUAACCCAUAAAUUUUCAAACCUGCUGGAUGAGAAUGAAUAGAGUUAACAAUAGUGGAACAUCACCUAGAACUGCAAAAACCCUAAUGUCAGUCAAACACAGUCAAAGGCUAAGACUUAGCUGUGGGGCUGAGAAGAUGUUGUCAAAACACAAUAGACACAGCAAUGCAUACCUGCAAGAGAAUUAGGGCAGGUGAUGGACUGAGCAGGGAAAAUCUUCCAUUACAGCUAUUCACGUGGACUGUGAGGAUCAUACUAACGUGUAAUUAUGAGCCUUUUUUGGUAAAAAAAAACAAUAAAGACCAGAGCACCACAGUAAUAGGGGACAUGAAAGAUAAACAAUAUGGUAUUAACCAUUCUCUCACCUGUUAAAAAGCAUAGGAGACCCAAAGGAGAACCAAGAACUUUGAAAUUGACUUCUAAAACAAACUUCUAGCACCAGGCAAGAGAGAUGGCCUCAGAUCAAUUCAGUCAGAACAUUUUCCAACAGCCUGUCCCAUCCAAAUCUGCUGACCAAUACAAUCACUUGACAGUAAUUUGCCAAUGUAACAUGAAGCAUUCACUUACAGUACUCACUGCUUUUUCUACUAGACUGACUAUAUAGUUUACCCUUCUGAUUGUGCAUCACAUGUGUUGAUAUAACGAACUUGUGCAUUGCACCUGCGUGAAAUCCCAUCCCCUUGACAAAGCAAGCGAGAGCUUUGUCACUAACAAGGAUUUUUACUAUAAUCAGGAAGAAAAAUGUAAGUCCUUUUUUCUGAAAGCUGUUCAUAUUUGUUUUCUUUCCAACUCUCAAUAAAACAGCAACGUUGUCCAUUAAAAAGGUGACGUUAGUAUCCUCACCUAUCAGUUUCCAAACGUUAUUCCAAAGCAGCCACAGUGUUUCUGCCUGGAUUCCCCACAGCCGAGGUCUCUGGACUGUCCACAAGUUGAAGAAAGUCACAUAGGUUUGUCCAUAGCUUAAAGUAUACACAUUUAAAUCAAGAAAAUGGAUCAGUAUUUCAAUCAGCUCUCAUUUCACCUUUAUUUUUCGAUAUGUAGCAUUGAUACUUAACAGUGUAACAUUGAUAGCAACAGUGUAACAUGAAAGGCUUUUUCCUCAUGGUGCGCUGGAAAAAAAAAAUUUCUUCUUGCUUUUCCUCGUUUAUUCUGGCACCAGGAAAUCUGUAAGGCUUAAUACUGUAAGCACUAGGCAGCACCCGCUGGUGUAGUUUGUUUAUCAAACUAAGUACAGCUGCAGUACCAAAAGAAGUUGCCUUUCUUCUUCAGAGGGAUUAGGGAAAGGGAGUAUCAAUUCACCAUUAGCAAAAAAGAGGUAUAGAAUGACAACUAUUUAUUGUAGAUAUAGCAGGGUACCAUCUGUCAGUAUCUCUGAAGACCUUUUAAGACCAAGUUUCCAGGGAAGACAAAUCUAAUUCCUCUGAAAUAAAAAUCAGCAUGAUUUUCUUCCUUGAAAAAAAGUACAAAGUAUAUGGCUUUCAGCUCCAAGCACUGGGGAGGUUGGAAAGAAAUUUGCCUUCUUCAAAGUCAGAGGCUAGGCUAGUCAUUUAGCCAGUUCUGCUGCUCUCAGCUCCUGGAGCUGCUUUUAUACCUCCCCAAGGCUCUGCCAAGCUCCCAUGCAGAUCACCUGAAUCACGGAACAUCCUGGGCAUGCAAGUUGUCCCUGCCGAUGACGGAGCAUGUUCUUCCAAGACAGUGAGAGAGCCAACUGAGGAAUGAGUGAGGGGAGCAGCGACUUCACAGUGAGACCCAGCAGAUACAUGACUGUGGGGGAUUAGCAAUAAAAUCACGCAAGAGACAGCUGGUGUUCCUCACUGCUGUCCAGCUCUUCCUUUCAACCUACUGCCUGUGAAUGUUCUGCAUAAUCUAAUUAUAACCAUACACUAGCGUACAUAACAAAGGCCCAAAUAUUGUUUCACAAGUCAGUGGUAUUUCUGUAGUCUGCUCCAAGGCUUCUCUCUCUCUUCUUAGUUUCUAGGUGAGCUGGCUAAUUCUGUAUCUUCCAGUGUGUGGGGAAGAAUUUACUACCUAAAACAGACUUCUUUGUGUCAGUAGUCCUUUUUCCUAAAAAUAUACAUUAGUUAGGCACAGAAGUCCUUCACAUCUCUCACAGAAAUUACUCUAUUCCACUACACAUCUGGUCAGUUUUCUUUUCAAGCCUUCUCACGGUCACUCAUGGGGGCUUUGGCGAAAGCCCAAACUCCAGUCAUUCAGUCAAGGCUUCAUAAUGGUCUCCCGUGUUUCACUAAAUACCCCAAACAUAAGGUUACAGGUGGGCUGUGCUCUUUCUUCUCUCCCCUCUCCUCACUCCUCACCUCGAAGUACCAUCCUGGGCCUGAAAAAAUCUUUCAAAUGGAUGUUUCAUCAAAGCUAGUGCAUUCUAGGAAAAAAAAAAAAAAAAAACCAAACAAAAAAAAACACCACCAUGCUUUUUGGCAAGCCUGUGUUUCCUGAUGAUAAAUAUUUCUAACUAAAGCUUCCUGUCUGGGUCUCUUCCUCCUGCGUGCCACACGUCCCAUCUGUCUUUGAGUCAACGAAGUCACCUGCACGAUCAUUUUCUUCUCCAGGCUGAACUGCCUUGUCAGUCAUUUUUAGCUGACUGGAUUUUCUGUCUCCCUUGCCCAGAUCUCUGUGCCUUUGGUAGCCUUUAAUGCAUCUCUUUUCAGACAGAGAAUGUAGCAACAAAGAGAUUUGAUCCACAUGUUCUGGGGUUUUUUUCAGUCUUGAUCAGACCCCACCCUUUAGUUUAUAUUCUCUAUUCUAAACAUGUUCUGCCAGGUGUAUGUUCUUGAUCAUCUGACAUAAACCCUGAUGACUCUUUUUUCAAUCUAGUAUAUUAUUAGAGCUUAUAGACUGCAUUCUGGCUCAUUCAUUCAGUUGUGGCAAAAUUCUGUUUCUUCCUUACAAUUAUAGCAUACAGUCUGUGUUUUGUUAUUGUCUGCUGUGCUGAGGAGCCAGCAAGGCCAACAGAAAAGAAUUUGUGGAUUGUCUAUAGCAAGAUUAACUGAACAGGUAACCACCAGGAAACAAUUCAUAUCACUCCUGUAACUGAUUGUUUUGAAGUUUGGUAUUGGAAUUUUUUUUUUCCUUUUAUUUUUUUUUAACAUUCUGAGCUUUAUUUGAUUUACUUUCAGAUCGGAUAUGUGUAUAUUACAUUAUAUGCAUGUAAUGUGACUACAGAUUAACUGUUUCAGUCUUUAGAUAACAUAGACUAAUUUUAAGUAGUCGGUCAAUCUUAGUCUGUUUGUAAGAGCUACAGAGUGUUGAUCACUCUUAAAAAUCUGCCCAAAGAGAAGUCAGGGGAGUUCAGAUUUCAGCUUUGUGCUACUAGUUGAGUUUGAGGCUGCAAGAAUAUUUUGUAAAUAAUUUGUGAAUAUGUGCAUGUACUUGAGAGGGGAGAAGGGACAACCUGCAUCUCCAAAAUACUCCGAAGCUUCUUUUCAACUUUUACCUAAUCUGAACACAAAUUUACAAAUAAAGAAUUUGCAUUCAGAUGUUCAGGGAUGUCAAACUACAUAAAUUGAUAGACAUUUAUAUACCAAUUCCUUCCAGGUUACUUUGUUUUGUUGGUGAGCAAUAUUGUUUAAUUCCCACUAGCAAUUUUGUUACAUUUAGCAAAUUCAAAGAAAGGGUGUUGUUUAAGUAGGCCAGAUGUCUUGAUUUGGGUACCAACUGACAUUUAUACUUGCUUGUUAAACUUUUACAACUCCAGACGUAUGAAUAUCACUUAAAAGCAUGCAAAUUGUUAGCUCUGGUUUUGAUGCUGUAUUUCUAGAUUAGCAUUUAACAUAGUUAACUGCGAAUUGAUAGGGGUGAUAUUUGAAUGCAAGUCAAGUUUAGAGCAAAAUUGGCUUUAGACAGAAAUAGGGUUGGGCUGAAAAAAACUCAUUAAACAUUAAACCUGCUUUUCUGCAGACCCAAUUUUAACAUUUCAGCCUAAUCUGACAUGAAAGAAAAAACCCUACAGAUCCUGUCUAUAGACCACACCUGAAACUAAAUGGUACAGCUUCAGUUUUGGGAGAGUUCCGAACAAAAUGAAAGUUAAAGAAAAAUCCAAUCUCCCAUCUCCAAACACUACUUACAGAGAUACAGUAUUUAGCAGCAUAUGGCAGUGUGUAUCUAUAUGUAGCCAUGCAGCAAGGCAGAGUUUGAACUUUUAAGGAAAAUAUUCUUUAUGGCUUUGUAACUUCAGAGAAGUAAUGUACCAUGGACAGAAAUAGAAAAAUGUAUACAAUCGUUUUGAUACAUUUGUGAAAUAGGUUUCACAGAGCCCAGUGUUCUUUGUGUAAAAUGCCUUAAAUCACUUUCUGUAGGGCUAAUGCAAUUGAAUUUGUUUCUGUAUAUAGCCUUUUAUAAUAAUAACUUUGGAUGCAACACUAGACUUUUCUUUCCACUACAAUCAUAUACAGCCUUAUGAUUACUAACUACAGUAGACAGACUAUGAAAGCUCUGCUUUAUUAGCUGUAAAUGCACUUUCAGUCCACUUGUAGACUUAGAGCUUGGAAGCAAGAGAACGUGACAGUGCCAAGAGCACCAAGACCUUCCUGAUGGGCAAUCACUACAUAAUCUCAGGCUUGAAAUCCUCUCCACUGACUCCUUUUCCUCUCACCCCAUCUGUCUUCAUGUAAACCAUCUGUGUCUUAGGGCCUCGGGUCAUCCCACCUAGCACUAGGCACUUCAGGGAGCAUGUUGCUCAGCAGGGUUGUCUUUCUAGGUCUCUGCAGUUGGUCAAAAGAGACAGGCACUUCCAUAUCUGGGAAGGAGCUUAGCUCUCUUCCCGGCGCAGGCAGCCUGGGAUGACAAGGCCUGUCAUUUAGGUACCUCACUAAAGUGCCUGGAGGCAGAUGCCACUGGUGAGACUGGAGGAAUCUAGGCUUCACCCAGAGUCCUGCCCUCCUCACUGGUACAAUGGUGCCUCUUUAUGACAGUGCUGGAGCGAGGAGCCUGGAGAGGGAACUCAUCUGGGGGAGUCAUGCUAUAAUGACUUCAUUUCGGGCCAAACCUAUCCUGAUAUAACUAGAUGUACAACCAACAUACAUUUUCUGUUCUGAAUACUGCCCAACACUGUUAUGUUUAUAUUCUUCCUUAUAAGACAUUUUAACCUGUCAACUACCCUAGCUACGAACACACUACACCACUGCCUUCAAUACGCAUAUGCACAAGGGAUGGAGCUCAACAGGUCUCUCCUGAAAUCCCAGAUGCCUUUCCAAGACUGGUGAAAGCAGUGCACAGGGCUCAAGCCAGCUCAGAGAGUUAGCAAGGAGUAAGGUGUACGUCACCAAAGGGCAGAAAACAGGAUAAUACAGUGCCUCAAGAGUGAGAACUGCGACAAAGAUACCCUUUGGGUUUAAUCAUUAAUGCGCUUAGUCAUUUGUCAGUCUCAGCCCUUACUGCAUCAAUGAAAGGCAAAUACACAUUUCCUAAGAGGUCAGUAGAGGAAGCAAGGUUAAUAUAGACAGGAUAAUGCUGACAAACGGCUAACACACUUCUUGCAGAAUAGCCGGUUGUUAUGACAGAAAAUGACUUUUUUAAAGCCAAAAAUAAUUACAUGCAGCUUCCUCUGUAACCCCCCGCCAUCUCUUGGGACUCCAUAAUGAGGGAAUCCUUUUUCUUUCCCCAGUGCACUUUUCAGGGGUCGGUACUUGAAAAGUAGCAGAAAACGAAAGCCCUAGCUAUAAAGCAUCCAUUCAGUGUCCAGUUUUCCAGGUCUCAUGCUCUUCCACUUUGUUUUCCUUUUCGCAUUUCUGAGAAUGUGUAUACACAUUUAUUUACACAUAUACACACAUAUAUAUCUCCAUAUAGCCACAAGCCAGUACAUUUCAAGUGCAUAUGCUAUAAAAGACUAUUGGAAGGACACCAUUUACCACAAUACUUGACAUGGAGCUAUCGAGGAGAGUCCCAGGCAGGGUAUUCUUGCUCUAGAGAUUAUUAUAGCUUGUGCCGCUAUAAGUGCUGUUGCAAUUUUCUGAAAUAACUGUGGAAAAGCUUAGUCUGCAGAUAUUAUUGGCAACAUCUGCUGGUAGUAGAAUGGAAAAUGUGAAAAAAAAAAGACAACUAUCUAGGUUAAAAACAGAAACCUAGAUGGUAUCUUGUUCACAGUAUUUUGGGGCUUUACUCUUAUAAAUUUCGUUAUUUCUUGGUUUUUUGUUUGAACAAAAAAAAAAUUAUAAAAGCUCAGUGAGCUUUUCAGAACCCCUACCUCCUUCCUUUUGGACUACAAUAAUUGUAAAAUAAUGACUGUUCUAUAUUUAUGAAAAUAUGUUCUUCAAAAAUGAAUUGGGUAAAAUACUGAUGAUCAAAACUGUCAUCCUAUUUGGUGGCUUUUUUAAAAUGAAAUUCAUAAUCCACGGAAAGUAGCUCUUACUUCUAAUGGUACCAUCUGACCCCCCUUUAACUGAAUUACAGACUUAUAAUCAUACUGCCACUGUCCAUCACCCAAGAAUGACAUGACACAAUGAUACCCAAUGGAUUACCCCCACAGUCACAGGGUCUUUUUCAUCACAUCUUUCCCUUUCACACACUUUCCUCCAGAAAGUUUUGAUUAGUUGAAAUGCAUUCAUAUUUCCCUGUGGAUAAAAAGAGGGGAAGUGUUUGACAUUUUCAAGACAAUCUCAGAUGGUACUGUUCGGCCCAUUGCUUUUCCAUUUCCCCUUGAGUCUUUACUAAGUCCAGUAUACAACAGUUAAUGUGGUUUUCACAAAGCAGUGAUCAGUAAUGUAAAUACCAUUUCUUCCCUCAAGACUUAUAAUGAAUUUUGUGUUUCUUAAGCUUGUUUCUUUCACAAUUUGUCAUGUCAAGGGUGUUAAAGAUGAUAUUUGGAAAUCACAGAACAGUUAAACCAUAAACUGCUGUGUUCCUGUCCAUUAGCAAGAAAAGUUUGACUACAGGGAUAUUUUGUUGGAAGGGUUGUAUUAACCGUCAUUUACACACAGACACACACACAUAUAUAUAUUUGUAGUGUUGCGCCUGCUUCUUUCAUAUACCUUAAAAUUACUACCAGAUAAUGAAUGACCUCCUAUUAAACUCAUUUCUUUGUAAUGCAUCUUCCUGAAAUAUAGGCGUUAGAAGACCUUGCUGCUCAGCCAAGGCAAUUUUGCCUGGUGCAAUAUUAUGUUACUAGACAAAGGCAUUUGAAAAAGGCCAUGCAUUUUAUUUUCUAAAUCAAUACUUUCUUUUGCUGCCUACUGAAAAAUCCUUUUUUAGUGCUUACAACACAUUUGAGAGUUAGGAUAGGAUUGUAAUAUUCAGUAACAGACUGAGACAAUAACUAGCAUUCUUAAAGAUUAAUUUUAUUUGCCCUGCCUUUUGCCUGCAAACAUUAUCCACAUAAUGCUUUUCAGACAGAUUGUAUCUUGUUAGUUUCCCUGCUUCAUAGUAUACAUAUAUUAACAAACACGUAUUUUCACUGACAACAGUGUAAGGCAAGUUAUUUCUCUCAUAGUGUUAUUCUACUGUUUAUUCAUGUGCAUAUUUUACAUUUGCAAUGGCUUGUUGGAAAGUCUAAUUGAUUGUCACUGAUUACUAGCCAAAGUUUUGCUUUUGUUAAGACACCAUUAUGUAAAAUUCUGAUCAUUACAUGAGAGUUUAAUUCUGAUUAUUAAAUCGCAAGAAUAUUCUUUUCAAAAUCACAGCAAACUCUUUAUCAGUGAAACUCCACAAAAACACUGUCUUAAAAAUGUUAGAAAACACAGUUUUUCCAGUUGUCUUUAUAAUGAGAAAUAAAGAUACUUUUCUCAAUUAAACAAGAAAAUAUGUUGAUCUUUAUAUUAAUCUUGCCGUAAUUGGACUGGCAAAGCAUUAGAAUAUAGAAUCCACUAUUAACUAACUCUCCAUGCAGAAAGUGCAAUAUCUCAGCUAAAAACGAUCAGUCUGCUUGUCAGGAGAGUCUUGCUGAUGCAACACACAAAGUCAUAUGCAGACCAUCUACUAUAGGUAUUUCGUUGCAGCAACUACUGUGGCAUGCAAUGUGAGGAAAGCAAUGAGGGAGUCAAACUAUCUGCCACCCAAUGCCAUGAGAUCUCAACUGUCUAUACGAACGAUCGACAGACAGAAAUAGGGAAACAUAUGCUCUCCACCUGCUAAAGGUGCAUAUAUUAUGCGUUGCUCUUACUUCUCUCUGUUGACAGUACAGAGGAUCCUUGGUCUGGCAUCAUGGUAUAAUAAGCCAUGUGAAUGAUUCAUGACCAUCUUCAGCUCAGAAGCCAUUACAGACAUGCACAGUGCCACAGUAGGUGGUUUGCACGCAGCCCGUUAAUCCAAGUAUCAAAGAUAGGUGAUCAGAAGUAGUCAUUUUGGUGAGGUGACUAUUCCCAAGGUGUAUGGAUGACUCCCCAAUGUACCUUCUUUUAAUCCAAAGUUUGAAAGUGUUACAGCAAUCUGGACAAUGUAAUUUACGCUGUGUGAGGACUAUGCAAUGGAGGAUCAGAAACGCCUUCACCAGCCUCUCUGGUCUUCCUUCCACUGAAGCUAGUGAGAGUUCGCCAUCGGCUCCAGUACCAGGAGAAGCAUAUCUAACAAGUUUGAUAUUAACCAUUUAAAUUUACGCUUAUAUCCUUGGUGUCUCUCUUUCAGACAACACUGAUGACACUUACUUUAUUAGUUCAUAAUUAGAACAGUAAUAAAGUGUGGGGCAAUCUUUUACACUGUUGCUUAAUAUUCAGUACUGUAUGUAUAUAUAUAUACUUGACACCUCAGUGAAGACUUUGACAUGCCUUAUUCAUUCUAGUUAUUUUUAUGGUAUUGGUUUUGUUAGAUUGCUUUACCAUAUAAAGAAUAAAACUAUAACUGCUCUG